CUUGGAGCGGGAGCAUCGUUGGAACGUCGCCCCUUUCCUCUCCGCCAUUAUAGUGUGGAUCCAAUGGAGUGAUAUUGUGGUUAUCUGGAGGUUUACGCGGCGCCCGAUCCAUGGCGUGUGGAUGGAUACAAGCGUAGCGUCGAAAAUGGCUCGAUGAUGUCCACGAACUCGCAAACGAACGGGGCAAGCCUUGAAGAUUGCCACACCAAUUUCUUCGCCUUGACGGACUUGUGUGGAAUAAAAUGGCGAGUGUACGUGUGGGACAACCCUGGCGGAAGCUCCUACGUGACUGGCGGCGGCGGCGGCGGUGGCGGCGGGGGGUUGCCAGCUGACCCCCUGGAGGACCCGGUGCUGGUGUCCUACUCCCGAAUGAUCGCCGCCGACGUGCUGUGUGUGUGGCGCAAGACCUGGCGCGGCCCCCAAGACGUGCCCGCCUCGCCGCACAUGACGCACCAGCAGCACCACCACGCCCAGCACCAGCUCCGGCACUCCCUGCGGCACUCCCCGAAGGAACUCUGGGUCUUCUGGUACGGCGACGAGCCAGACCUCACCAACCUGCUGGCCCCGGAGCUCCUCAGAUGUGAGGACAUCCGCGGCGCGUGGGACUGGGAGAGCGGCCUGUCCUACGAGUGCCGGACGCUGCUCUUCAAGGCUCUGCACAACUUGAUAGAGAGAUGCCUCCUGACCAGGGACUUUGUGCGCCUUGGACGGUGGUUUGUGCAGCCUUACGAAGGGCCGGAGGGCGUCCCCGGCAGCAGCAGCACGCACCUGUCGUUCAGCCUGUCAUUCUUUGUCCACGGCGAGAGCAUCGUGUGUGCCAGCGUGGACGUCCGCCAGCACCCUCCCGUCAGAGAGCUCACACGCCGCCACCUGCUCCUCGCCCAACAGUCCAACCACGGCAUCCCAGUGAUAUUGGGUCCGUAUGGGCUGAGUGGCACGCUGACUGGAGUGAGUUACCGCCACUCUGAGCCCUCCAUACAAAAGCUGCUGGAUGAGUGGCGGCAGUUCUUCCCCGUCGAGACCAAAGCUCCGCCCACUGAGUCCCUGGAGCCCCCCCUCCCGGCGGCUGUAGAAGUUAUUGUUGGUGGCCACAAGAUGCGUUACCCGACGUGCUACGUGCUGGUCACAGACAUGGACGACUACUUAAUGGCCGGCCGGGGCACCAAUGUGGUCAACGUGGGCCAGGCCGCCCCCAGCAGCCUCAAGGGCGGCCUGACCAACGAGACGUCUCAGGAGGCCAGCGAGACCUCGGCCCUGCCGGCCAACAGCUCCCCCUUCAUGGCCUCCACCCACACCCUGCUGGCCUCCGAGUACCUCAGCUGUGGCGGCCGGGGGCUGGGAUGGUCGCGGGGGAUGUGCGAGCGGGUGUGGCAGGACGUGGUGCAGUGCCCCGGCCAGCUGCCGCCGACCCCGCACGACGGCCUCACCCCCGAGGGCGCCCUCAUCCCCGCUGAGAUCGCCGGCCAGUGGGAGUUCUCGGACCCGGCCACCAAGAUCAGCUGCUCCUGUGCCAAAUGCAGGAGGGGUCGGGUCAGUAAUAAAGGGUGUAGCAGCAGUAAGGGCCGGGGAGAAAAGCUUGGUGGAGGGGGAGGCAGUGGCCGUCCGCGAGGGGGCGGCUGCUCCCUGGCCGGCUGCAUCCCCUUCCACAAGAGGCCUCCUACGACGCCCUUGGCAGAGGCUGACCAGUGUGGCAUGCCGGCCAUCGAAGAUUCAGAGCUUUUGCAGGCCACUGCCAGAUUGAGUGGAGCCGGGACCCCGAGUGGAGGCAGUGGUGGCGGAGGCUUCGGGGGGUACAAGAGUGGAGGGGUGACCACGCCGGGCAGUGUCCCUUCCCUCAGGCUGACCGGGGUGAAUGAUGGCCCGCCCCCCUCUGUGGACUCCCCUGCCUCCAUCACGCCCUCGCCCCUGCCCACGCCGCACUCCCAGCCCUCCUCUGUGCCUCAUCACGACCCCACCAUGCCAACCCUCAGUCCACACCCUCCCCCCUCCAACACGUCCGUGGGCGACCCGCCAACGCCUGCGCCGCCGGACUCAGUGGAUGUCAAGCCCAGCAUGUCUGACCUCAUCGGACCCAAGUCUGUGUCCUCCCCAAACACACAGGGCAUGUCUCCCCUGGUGGGCGGGGACCGGAGCAACGGCGUGGAGUCCAGCGAGACAACCAGCAGUAUAGGUGGGAACGGCAGCAGCAAUAGCAGCGGCGGCGGCGGAGGCGGAGGCGGCUCAGGGGGUGGCGGUGGUGGCGGAGGGGGCACCAGCGGUGGAGGUGGCGGCAGUGGGAGUGGCGGAGGUGGCGGUGGUGGUGGCAGUAAUAGCAACACCACCACCACCACCACCACCAGCACCGGGGGUCCUCUGAGGGGGCUGAAGAGGCCUUCCCUGCCUGGCACCGACUAUCACUUCCUUCUGGAGCAGGAGAAGCCCAGCACCGUCCUCUAUGACUACACCAAGCUGAACGCAUGGCUCCACCACCCCAUCAAGAAGUUCAAGCCAGCAGAGCCCAAGGUGGAGGAGCCGCUGUGGCCACCCUACAGACCUGCCCACAUACAGGAGAAGAUGGAACCCUACAGGCAGGAGGUGGGACAGGAGGUCCCAGAGAUGAACGGCUUGCCCCUGAAGGACCUCCGAGGCAUCAAGAGGCCUGAGGACCCCUAUGACUUCGAGGAUGACCUUGGCUCCGGGGCCACCUUGGAGACCUACAAGAGGAAAGACGGUCUGGAUAAGGAGGAGGCCAAGACCCCGGGCAGUGUACAGUCCACGCAUGAUCCUCACUCCCCCUCGCAGCCAAAGAAAAACACUGGGAACCUCUACACCCUGGCCGGCCUCCAGCCCUCACUCUCAGACCUGGACGAGCUCUUUGACUCUGAUUCUCCAGUGGACGACGGCACCUUCCCGGACCACACUCCCCCAGGGUCCAACAAGCCCUCCGGGGGGCCGGAGGACACAGCGGCGGUGCUGAGCAACAAGGGCGGCGGCGCCGGGAACAACAAGUCAAGCGUCAGCGCCAGCCUGGUGGAGCUGACCAAGAUGUUCCCCACGCCGCCCUCGCACGAGCACAACCCUGACCAUGACACUGCCCUGGAGGAGGUCAUCAGUAUUAAGACGGAGCGCAUAGAGGAGCCCCGCGUGCCCCAGGUGGCGGAGCCAUUGGGGCACCUGGCCAAAGAGGAACAACCCCCGGUGCCGGCCGUUUACCGGCCUCCCUCCGUGGCCAUGUUCGUGGGCUCCUCCAAGUACGCCCCGCUGACCAACCUGCCCAGCCAGGAGCACAAGGCCAGCCCCAUCCCCGAGGACUGGCUCUACAAGCCCUCCUGCUCCUGGCAGUUCCCUGUCACCGAGAAGCCCCACAGCACGGCCCCGCCCAUCGUCCACAUGGGGCCCCACUCUGGGGCUCCCUCCUCCGCCCCCGCCAGCCACAGUCAGAAGGCCGGGGUGUCCCCCAUCUCCCCCAUGCCCCCCAGCCUAGGGGGCUCCACCUCCGACGGCGGCCCCGGGUCCCAGCGUGGGCCGGGCAGCGUCGGGCCUGCAUCGGCUGGGCCGCCCAUGAACUACGACCUGACCUCCCCGGCCUCCAACCAGUCGUCCUACCUGAGCAAGGCAAUGCCCUCGGUGGAGCCACCAGGCCCCACGCUGGGCCUGAGCCAAGUACCUGAAGCCACCUCCCUCAUCGUCAACAUCGCCCUCCAGGACUCAAACAUCAACCUGUUCCGGGACCACAACUUUGACUCCUGCACCAUGUGUGUCUGCAACAACAACCAGCGCAUCGUGGGCAACAUCCGUGGCAACGACGGCACGCUGUACCUCCCCCCCACGCAGCUCAGCAUGGAGGAGGAGAGCAUCUGCUGCAACUGUGGCUUCUCCGCCGUGGUUAACCGCCGGCUGGCCUUCCAGGCCGGCCUCUUCUACGAGGACGAGGUGGACCUGACGGGGCUGCACGAGGCGCUGGCCAACGAGUGCAAGAAGCAGUCGCUGCACCUCCUCACCGACAACAAGGGGGCAGAGAACCCCGACCGGGAGGCUGCGGCGGGUGCCAAUGCCGGGGCAAGCUCGGCGGGGCCAGCCGGGCCAGCGGGUGGGACAGGGCCUGGUACGGUGAGUGGGCCGGUUGUCAGUGGCGGCGGCGGCGGGGGUGGGGCGGGCACGCUGGACCAGCUGCCCCAGUCUCUGUUCCGGCUGCUGCAGAGCCAGUGCCUGGUGACGCUGAGCACACCCUCCAGCGUGCUCUACCGCUCCACCACAGUCUACCAGAACACGCGCCGCGACAUCCUCCUCAACAUCGUCGACUACAAGGAUGGCAACGAGAUCGCCUACCUGGCCGUGGAGCAGUCGCGGGGCGGCGGCCUCGGGGGGACCACCGAGGGGGAGUCUGGGCCCCCCGGCCUCAGGUUACAGUGCAUGCACAAGUGGUGCUAUUACCAGUUCAACGGCCCGCGCUGCUCCAGGGACAUUGUGCGCUGCAUGAAGGCCCUGCAGCCGCACCUUCAGGAGGCUAUUCAAAAGAAGGGGCGUAGGGUCAACUGGGAGCCGGUGUUCAGCGUGGACGGGCCGCUCACGUGGCGGCAGUUCCACAGGAUGGCGGUGCGGGGCACGGAGGACAUGGCGGAGCCGCUGCCCAUCCCCAUGCUGCUGGCCGGCCAUGACCGGGACUGGCUCUCGGUGGCCCCGCAGUCCCUGCGGCACUGGGAGAAGCUGCUGCUGGAGCCGUACUCCCAGCAGCGCAACGUGGCCUACGUGGUGGUGGCGCCAGACAACGAGUUCAUCCUCAGCCACGUGCGCACCUUCUUCAAGGAGCUGUCCUCCAUCUACGAGCUGUGCCGGCUUGGCAGGCACUCCCCCAUCCAGAGGGUCUUGAGGAACGGCAUCAUGAGGAUAAGCAAGACGGCCGCCUCCAAGGUGGCCAACGAGCCUCUGGAGGAAUGGUUCUCUCUCUUGGGUGAUUCUCACAUGUCCACCAAGCUCAAGCUCUACGCUCAGGUCUGCCGCCACUGGUUAGCUCCACACCUUGCCACCCUCAACAUGGACAAGAGUCUGUUUGAGAUGCAUGGUUCCAGCAAGGCCAGCGAGAGGCAGGCCCCCUCACCCAUGCCGCCGCCCUCCUCGGAGAACAUGUCCACCCCCAACCCCUCCACCACCCCCACGCAGACCCUGGAGCCGGACAACACCACCUCGUACUCCUCCUCAAACUCCACCUCCUCCACCACAACACCGAGCUCUCAGAGCGGCACGGUGCUGGGGUCCGGCGCGAGCUUGAACGAGGUUGAUGAGGACGACUCCCCGCCACCGGCCAUCCUGGUGUACCUGGUAGACCCCUUCAACGUGGGCCAGGACCACCCCGACAUGCACCGCCUGGUCACGCUGGGGCUCCUGCGCUGCUACGAACACAUGCUGGAGGGCCUGCCGGAGAGCAUGCAGAACAACGUAUACCUACAGAUAAUCUCCCUGGAGAGCAUCUUGGAGCUGGCCAGUGACUCCCACGACCGCUCCCGCCACAUAGAUCAACUCAAGUCCCUGGCGUUCUCAGUGUUCAUGCAGUGCCGCAGGACGCUGACCCACAAUGCCGCGGUGAAGUCCCUCACUGGGUUUGGUCCUGCUGCCGUGUAUGAUGCCUUCCUCAAGCCAAAGGAAGCUAGUCUCGCCGCUGAGGAGAAGCGCCUCGCCCCGUACCACAUCUUCUCCCCGGCCUACAUCCUGGCCCCCAUCAAGGAGAGCCGCGGCACCUACAAGGAGGCGCAGGAGGCCCUGGGGGUGCCGAGGGAGAAGUCCACCAUACUCAACUGUACCUACUGCCUAUCAGAAGACCAGCGAUGGUUGCUAGCCACCGCCACCGACGACCUCGGGGAGAUCCUGGAAACUGUCACCAUCAACAUUGAGAUCCCCAACAGAACGCGCAGAAAGAAGGCUUCAGCACGACGGCAAGGCCUCAAGAAGCUGAUGGACUGGAUUCUGAGUGUCAUGUCCAUUGGGGUCCACCCGUGGCGCCUCAUCGUGGGGCGGCUGGGCAGGAUGGGGCAUGGGGAGCUGAAGGGUUGGUCCUCGUUGCUGUCCCGCAAGUCCCUGAUCCAGGCCUCCAAGAACCUGAAGGAGAUGUGCAAGCAGUGCGCUUACCUCUUCCCUGGGGACUCGCCGUGCAUCCUCUCCGCCUGCCUGGUGUCCAUGGAGGCGGACUCCUCCUUCCGCAUGAUGCCGGACAUGUUCACGCCCGACGAAAGGUUUGGUCAGAACAGCCAGAACUGCAACCUCUCCACGCCCGAGGACCUCACCUGCACACACAUUCUCGUCUUUCCCACGUCAGCCAAGACUCAGUCUGCCCAGAAGAUGUUCCAGGACGAGCAGACCUUCGGAAACACGGACCUGCUGCUGGGCACCGACCUGGACGAGGACAUCGAGGUGGGCAUGGACACCAUGGCCAUCGGCCUCAACAUCAACGAGCUGCUCAUGCUGGAGACCGGCCCCAACCAGGACGACCAGCUGGAGGACGGCAACGGUCACCGGGACUCCCUCUCCCAGCCCUCCAGCCCCAUCAUGGGCACUGGCGGCCGCACCAGCCCCUCGCAGUUCUCCGGCCAGGCGCGCUCCAACGGCGUGGUGCUGGUGGACCCCCAGGAGGACGGCCGCGGCUCAGUGCUGCAGCAGCCCCUGGCCCUGGGGUACUACGUGUCCACCGCCUCCACGGGCCGGCUGCCGCGCUGGUUCUGGUCCGCCUGCCCCCACCUGGAGGGAUCCUGUCCCGUGUUCCUCAAGUCCGCCCUUCACCUCCACUCCCCCGGCAUCACCCAGUCAGAGGAGUUUGUGCACAACACCAACAACAAGGUCCACCCGUUGGACUCUUCCUACACCACAGACGUCCUCAGAUACGUGCUUGAGGGCUACAACGGCCUGUCGUGGCUGGUGCUGGACCCGGCCAAGCAGGACCGGCGGUCGUGCCUGCCCCUGCACAUGCAGGUCCUCUCCCACCUGUACAACGUGAUGGCCGCCCUGGUAUGAUGGCCCCAGGGCGGGGGCUGUGGCCGCGUGUCUUGAUAUCAGUAUUUCCUUGAGCUGUGGUGCAAUUGUUGGCUUUAUGGAAAGUGUCUCCUCGCUGGACUACAAAAAGUGCUCUUGAAGGAAAUUUCAAGCCGUGAUUAUUGUUUAUCAAAGUGUUCUUGUGAUCAUCGUUCUGUAUCUAUAAAUUUUAAAACUGUUGAUUCAGAUUCUCGUGGCGGGAUCUCUAAAGUCAUUUCUUAGGCGGAACAAGGGGCUGAAUUUUCUCACAUUGUCAUUUGAAUACCAAAAAUAAAGAGCCUCUUGUUUGUUUUGGUGAAAUAUUUUAUUAAAAUUAUUACUGAUUUUUACUCGUGAGUGAGUUUGUGCCUGGGUGACUCUUAAGAGGCUUACAAGGAGCCGCGGGUUUAGCGCAGUGCUACUGUGUGGCGGGAUCAGGGUGGCCGAGCAGAUGAACCAAAGCAUUAUUACAGUAGGGCUGAUGCAUAAUUUUCUAAUGCUCAAAGGGAAGGUGUUACCUCACAAAACUUGAAUUAUCUCAAAGAUCAAUGUAUAUAUACUUAACUUAUUGACCAGGAGUCCUCCACAAUGCAAUCAAAACAGUCCUGCCUUAGGGAGAGGGACGUGCAGCGGACCAUCUCGGCGGACAGGAGGAGCCGCGGCGCCGGCCGCGCGUUGUGCCGAAUCACACUCUUGGGCGAGCGUAGGCAGGUGGUGGGCCGCCGGUCCGUCAGGCUGGGCGAGGUUAGCCAGUGCAUUGUUAGUGACUAGUAUCCAAGCAGGAUUGUCUGUGAUAAAACGAGUGACAGAUUGUACUUCAUAUUGGAUAUUUAUGCCUUUUAUUAUUAACCGGUUUUCAGCAUCGUGGUGCUGGCGACGCGACUAGUAAGGCAGUGGUGUACAAGCCGGGUGGGCCCAUCUCUUAAGAGGCCAAGAGCCGCUGCCGCCCUAACGCUCCAGAUAGUGUACCGAGCAGCGCCAGAUUGUUCACUCACCUGUAGCCAAACUGUACAUAAUAUUUAGGAAGGUGACCUGCGAGUCCUUAGGUGGCGGCAGUGUGUGAUUGGCUCCCAGUGACCCCCAUCUCCCCCCACUGCUGGGUGUACAUAGUCUAGGUUACUUGUACAGCGAGACACACGUUUUACACCUCCUGACUGUUUAUAAGAGUUAAGAAGUAUUCUCUCCCUCUGCUGCAACCGCCUCCCAUCUUGAUGCAAACGGAAGGGGGUUGUAAUGUAAAAUAUUUCUGUCAGUAAAUUCAAUUGUUUAUUUUGAGACUAACGGAAAAAAACAUAAAAAAUCAAGUAGUAUUUAAGGUUAGAUAGUUUAAAGAAGUAUUUUACAAAGGAAACAUUUGUACAAGAAGUGAAUGUAUUUUACAAAGUGGAAGCCGGUCAAACCUUCCACGGCAAGAAAGUGCUUCACUCGCCUCAGGGCCGCGAGCAGCAGCAGCAGCGGCGGUGCGCGGUGCGGCCCGACAAGACAGUUCUAGUGGUGAGCGCGGCGCCGCGGGCUGCCACACUGGCCCAAGGGACUGAGGAGUGAAGACAAAACUUAAUGCACUUUUAUGCAUUCUUUUGAGGUUGGGACAGCCUUAUGCCAGCCAGGGUGUGUGUGGAGCAAGCUAUUUAUAUGUGUGUGUCGUGAGGAGUUGUGAGCCGACGACUGUCUACCAGAUGAACCAUUUCAGGAUUGGACCGUUUUGUUACAUUUUUUAGGAAAUUUGUAUUUUAUGAGGUACUAUAGCAUUUUAUAUGUAAAGUUUUAUUUAUGUUGAGUUUCCGACUAUGCAGUAUUGUAGAGAGAGUAUUUGAUGGGGCUUCAUCAGGCGUGUGACACUGCUACUGGACUCUUGAUAUUCUUCUUCGGACUCAUUCCACUCCUUCAAGCCAAAUUUUGAUCAGUGAAUAUUUUUUAAAAAAACAUUUGUGUGUGAAAUUAAGUACUAUUGAGGCUGCAAUAAAGUGACUGUAUGCAAUCACACAGAAAUAAAUGAGAUUAGCUGUGCAUAGCGUAGACAGGUAAGGUCAGGGUUGGCUAAGGGCCGGUGGCAGCUUCUUCCUUGCUCAAGCACUGUACUGUCUGUCCUCCCUCCUUCCUCCCCCCCCUCUCGGUGGCAGCAGCGGCGGCAACACGCUGCACGGCCUGGCACAAACCACCCCCCGGCCUCCAGCCUCGGCACAAAGAGAAGGACACAAGUCACAAGACACACACCACUACACUCACACUGCCAGCUCUGUGCUCUUCCUCCUCCUCCUCCUCCUGCUCCUGCUGCUCCUCCUUGAUACCUGAAUGAUGUAUAUUUUAGUCAUGUUCAUCACCACCAUGAUCAUCCAGUCUCCGCGCCGAGAUGCCAUUAUUAGAAGGCUUUAAUGUAAAAAUUAGCUGCAUUAACAUCAUCAUCUUCAUCCUGAUCAUAGAGUUAUAUAAGACCAGGCCAGGCUAGAGGUAGCAACAGCCUUUGGAGUUUUGUUUCAUUACACGACAAAUAAUUAAAGGAGUCUCUAUCUCAAAUUUUUAACUUAUUUUAAUUUUAAUGAUUUUCAACUUAUAUUACGAUUUAUACUAUUUAAAUUAUUCCUUUGUGUUCCCUGGAGUGGCCGUGUCUGUGGUGCUAAGGUUUGGUGUGAAGCGAGAGGUUGCCGCAAGGUGGAUGGCAACGGUUGGCCUCCUCUAUUUUGGAGCGAGGGAAACGUGCAGCAGCCUGGCCUCAGACCUUGUAGAGAGCAAGUGUCUGAGAGGUGUGCGAGGCAGCCAGGAACACUUGCCCAGUAUAGAGGAACAGGUCCAGGCCUCUGCUUCAAAGAGAUUAUCAGGUAGACAUUAAUUAGCCAGUCUGACCAUGUAUGAUGAGAAGUUAUUUAGCCACGAGUCAUAUUACUUUGAGAGAUGCAUUCCAGAAGUCACUCACGGCCGUUACCAGAAUUAUUUACUUGUGUUCCUUCCUCAUUGGCCGCCAGAAUACCUCAUUAGCACAGGUCGGAGUCUUGUUCAUCUCACACACGCACACACAUACACACACAUUCACAAGUCAGGGAGAAAAGAGUAAUAAUAAUGAUAAUAAUAGUAAUAAUAAUAAUAAAAAACACAUCCUGUUGUUCGUUAUCUCUAUACACCCUUCCUCCCCUUUUAUUGUACCUCAUACAUACAUACAUAUAUACAUACACACCCUCACAGACAAGCCAUGGGAAAGAGUAAUAAUAAUAAUAGUAAUAAUUUAAAAUCUCAUCACCCUUCCUUCCUUCCUUCCUUCCUUACAAUAAUUAUUUUUUUACCUCACUUACCAUACAUAAUUACAUACUCAUAGUCACGUACACACCCACACAGAGGCCAAGGGAAAGGGUAAUAACAAUUUAAAACCUCUUGCUGCCCUCCCUCCCUCCCUCCCUCCCUGUCUUUCCAUACCUCAUCUACUACAAUAAUUAUUUUUCAUCAUACACUCAUAAUACAUUCAUACACCCACACAGAGGCCAAGGGAAAGAGUAAUAACAAUUUAAAACCUCUUGCUGCCCUCCCUCCCUUCCUUCCUUCCUUUCCAUUACCUCAUGUACUACAAUAAUUAUUUUUCAUCAUACACUCAUUAUACAUUCAUACACCCACACAGAGGCCAAGGAAAAUAAUGAUAAUUGAAAACCUCCCUCCCUCCCUUUUUCCUUCCUUCCUUCCCUCCCUCCCUCCCUCCCUCUCUACAAUAGUUAUUUUUUUAAGAAGCUGACCCUCGCCUGACUCCCAGCAUAUCACUGUUUCGUUUGGGUUGUGCUGCCGCGGCCCGUGUGAGGUGCGUGAGAGUGUGUGAAUGUGAGGUGAGGGGGGCGGCGCUCCAGGCCCCCCACUGUCAUUAUUAUCAUUGGUAUAAAAUACAGUUUUAUGUGUAA
Eriocheir sinensis (Chinese mitten crab) is the source of this 10853-nucleotide messenger RNA. RefSeq names its product mediator of RNA polymerase II transcription subunit 13-like (gene skd). Gene Ontology annotation, molecular function: transcription coregulator activity. Gene Ontology annotation, cellular component: mediator complex. The coding region runs from base 154 to 6981 and encodes 2275 amino acids. The record is from RefSeq and is a predicted model, not a curated record. The transcript is spliced from 22 exons. Lineage: Eukaryota; Metazoa; Arthropoda; Malacostraca; Decapoda; Varunidae. Gene Ontology annotation, biological process: regulation of transcription by RNA polymerase II.